Molecule: messenger RNA, 2482 nt
Organism: Labeo rohita (rohu)
Lineage: Eukaryota; Metazoa; Chordata; Actinopteri; Cypriniformes; Cyprinidae
Product: adenosine 5'-monophosphoramidase HINT3-like
Exons: 5
Coding region: 491-1009 (172 amino acids)
Molecular function (GO): catalytic activity
Source: RefSeq, a predicted model, not a curated record
CAAAUGUGCUGAGAUGAGAUUUGUGCCAUAUGGUAAAGAGAAAAAUUAUAAGGUAAACAGAACAUAUUUUUAUUGUGCGCCAAGAAACCUAAUUGUAUUUGAACAUAGUAAGUAUGCGGAUUAAAUAAACUUUAUCCUUGCUAGAAGUUCAAUACUGAAACUCAAUACUUUGAAACCGCCGAGGCUCCGACCCUAGUGACGUAAUAUAAAAAAUGGCAGCAGCUUCAACGAGUGAAAGUAGUUUACACGUUUAUUUUAAAUGUUUGUUUUGUUUUACCACUGUAACCUUAAGUGCUCUCUUCGAUCAGCAAUUCUGAAAUGACCUGAAAGCAUAUUGUAAUCCGCACCGUGGGCGUUGUAAAUGUCAUCAUACGAGCUCACGCAAGGGCUUUAAAUUAAACGAUGUAGCGUUUUACCACGGAAGGACAGAUGACACAAUCAAAGCGACCCUGUGGGUUCAGUUUCAUUUGUCCUGAACACCAUUGUCAGAAUGGCUGGAGAAAAAUGUGUCUCUGAUAAUCAGCAAGAUUUUUCUGACGACGAUGUGGAGACCUGUAUUUUCUGUCAAAUCGCGAACAGAGAAUAUCCACACACCGAGAUAUUGGCGGAAGAUGAGGACAUCGUUUGUUUUGAGGACAUUGAUCCAGGUGCACCUCAUCACUACCUGGUUGUACCAAAGAAACAUAUCUAUAGCUGUUUGUCACUCCAAGCAGAUGAUAUAAAACUUGUGAAGAAGAUGGCAGCUGUGGGAAGAGAUGUACUGAAAGCCAAGAAUGUCACAAAUUUGGAAGACAUCAGUCUAGGUUUCCAUGUGCCUCCAAAAAUCACUGUCCCCCACCUGCACCUCCAUGUUCUAGCACCUUUCAGUCAAGUGUUUAAAUGGGCCGAGUUCAAGUAUACAUCCUUCUGGUACAUCACUGAGGAGGAGCUGCUUCAGAGACUAAUGAAGAAUGAAAAGGACGAAAGAAUAGGACAUAUCAACCGCAUUCUGCCAGAAGUAGCUAUGUGAGCCUUUUUACUGAACAGAAAAACUUAAAAUCACAAGAUACUUUUGUGAAUAUUAGUGUUCAUUGUUUUUUUUCUUUUUCAUUGUUUAGUUUGAGCCUUAAAGGCCUGCCAUUUAACAUGUUAUUUUUGUAUUUAUUUUAUAUAAAGCUAAACUAUUUUAAAACUAGGAUGGUAUCCUUAGGACUGACAGUUGACUGAUGUAUUUAUAACUAAAGUGUAAUCUGAUCAAUGUCUAAGUUAUUAAAUGUAUGGAAAUUUUUGUGUAAUUGAUUAUGUUAGUACAUAUUCUACACACAGGUCAUACAAUUAUGUUUUCUUCAGUGCUCAAGGUCAUGUUCUUUAUAUAUCGAUCAGAUGGCCACAUCCUGUCUAGGUGUGCGGUUCUUGGUAUGAAUAAGCUGCUAGGUAAAUCUAAAUGAAGGUAAAUGUGCCAAACCACUACACAUGCCAGAAACACAUGAUGAGACUCAGAAUUAAAUGGAUAAAGGGUAGAAAGAUUUUCAGUACAAUCAUCGAAACAUGGUAGCAUGUACCAUGUAAGUUUGAUUUAGUCACUUGAUCAAGGAUUGUUUUCUAUAAACAGUAGAUCACGUUUGUGACCUGCAUGGCAUUUUUUAGGAACAAGGACACAUUUCUCUGGUGACGUUUAGACAUAUGUGUUUCUAGUUUUAGUUGAUCCACUUCAAAUGUUGACUGCUGUAUUUGGUCCAAAGUCCAGGCGAAGUCAAAUUUACAAUUCAACAAUGUGGCAAGACAAUCAAAUUAGCACCUUGCCAACACAUUUAGUUCUUAGUACUUAACACCGUUUAUGGGAACACUUGUUUUCUCUGGUUCCUCAUUCUAGCUAAGACAGACUAAACCGAGUAAGGUUAUUUCCCUAAUGGUCUCACAGUGAUUUCCUUGUUGUUACAUAGAUAAGAAAGUCCAGUGUGUACCAAAAUGUGAAAAAUGUGUUGACGACACAGAAUCUAUCCCAGUGUUCCAUUAAGAUAAAGAAUAGCCUUAUGUAUUAAAAAAAUAAUUCAUUAAAGAUUUGUAAUGUGUUGGUGGCCUACCUAUCAGCAGGAAUAUUUUCUGAUAAUCCAAUAUACAAAUUCCAUUUGAAAUACCGAAAACACCCAAACAUUUUGCCACAUGCAAUUUAUUUAAUAAUAACGACAAAGCAAGUAAGAAUUAUAUAAGGUUUUUUAUUUAGAUAUUUAUUUAAUAAACAUUGCUUCAGAAAAACUAAUUGAUUGAAAUAAAAAUGAUCAAUUUUUUGGAACCUGUAAUUUUUUUUUUUCAGGAUUCUUUCAUGAAUAACAAGUUUAAAAAGUACAGUGUUUAUUCAAAAUAUAAAUAUUUUAUAACAAUGUAAAUUAUUUAUUAUGAACUUUUAAUAAACUUUUAAUUAUUAACUUAAUACAUCCUUGGUGAAUAAAAGUAUUAAUUUCUUAAAAAAAAAAAAAAAAAAAAAAAAAAAAGAAACAAUAAA